Messenger RNA from Halichondria panicea, 2564 nucleotides. RefSeq lists its product as uncharacterized. The record is from RefSeq and is a predicted model, not a curated record. The transcript has a single exon. Lineage: Eukaryota; Metazoa; Porifera; Demospongiae; Suberitida; Halichondriidae. The coding region runs from base 582 to 1232 and encodes 216 amino acids.
GCAAGCACUCAGCAGCUCAGUGCAAGUUCAAAGAAUAUGAGUGCCAUUUCUGUCACAAGAAGGGGCACCUUGCCUCAGUUUGUCGAAAAAGAAAAGACAAUGUAUCUGAAGAAAGCGCAAAAACAGUUUUAAUUGACAGUGAGGACAGUGGUGACAAAUAUUAUUUACACAGUGUUGGUGGAGGAAGUACAGACCCAAUAUUAGUGGAGAUUUCAUUGAAUGGGACUGAUGUCCAGAGGGAAGUCGAUACAGGAGCAUCUGUCUCGCUCAUUAGCGAAGAAACUUUGAGCUUAAUAAAGAAUGAAAACACGUGUAUCACUAAGGUGAAAGACAAACUUCUCACCUAUACGGGGGAACGAAUUGCCGUACUGGGUACCGUCAAUGUUGAAGUCCAACACAGAGGUGAAACGCACACCCUGCCCCUUUAUGUCACAAAGGGAGCGCACCAACCUUUGCUAGGAAGGAACUGGCUGUCAAAAGUGCAACUUGAGUGGCAACACAUUCUAACGAUUCGAACUGAACGUAGACUCCAAGACAUUCUAGACGAGCAUCAAGAUGUAUUCAGGCCAGGACUGGGGAAGAUGAAGGGUGUCAAAGCCAAGAUCCAUAAUAUGGAGGCAGAAGAAACGCCCAAGUUCUUUAAGGCCAGAACUGUGCCGUAUUCAAUGCGGGCUAAACUGGAAAAGGAGUUGGACCAGCUACAGUCUCUGGGAGUGAUCAAACCAGUCCAAUUUUCAGAGUGGGCAACGCCCGUAGUUCCCGUCAACAAGGACGAUGGACGAGUACGACUAUGUGGAGACUACAAAGUCACACUAAAUCGAAGCUGCAAGGUGGAUAAGUAUCCCCUACCGAGAAUUGAGGAUCUUUUUGCUUCUCUUUCUGGCAGAAAGAAGUUCACAAAGCUAGACCUGAAACAUGCGUACCAGCAGAUUGAACUGGACGAGGAGUCGAAACCGUUAACAACCAUUAACACGCACAAAGGUCUAUUUCAGUACGAUUGCUUACCUUUUGGAGUUUCGUCCGCACCAUCAAUUUUUCAACGAGUGAUGGAAAACCUAUUGCAAGGGAUACCUGGAGUGUGUAUCUACAUAGACGACAUAUUGAUCACAGGUCACACGGAAGAGGAGCACUUGGAGCACCUGACAGAAGUCCUUACCAGAUUGUCGAAAGCUGGGCUCACCCUCAAGAAGGUAAAAUGCUCAUUCUUUUUGGAUUCGGUGGAGUACCUCUGACACAUAAUCAGCAAGGAUGGACUGCACACAUCGGAGUCGAAGGUCAAGGCUGUUCUAGAGGCACCCUCUCCGAAGAAUGUGCCAGAGCUGAGGUCGUUUUUAGGUCUUAUGAACUAUUACGGCAAGUUUCUGCCCGACCUGGCCUCUGUUCUGGCUCCACUGUAUACCCUACUCCAGAAGAAGAAGAAGUGGAAAUGGGGUUUAAAACAACAACAAGCCUUUGACCAUGUGAAGAACCUCCUGAAUUCUUCAAGAGUACGAGUUCAUUUCGAUGACAAGCUACCGUUGGUUCUGUCGUGCGACGCCUCACCAUAUGGAGUAGGGGCUGUCUUGUCACAUGUAAUGGCCAAUGGAGACGAGCGACCAAUCUGCUAUGCCUCGAGAACACUAUCAGAAACUGAAAAGAAAUAUUCACAGCUUGACAAGGAGGCUUUGGCCAUAGUGUUUGGUGUAAAGAAGUACCAUCAGUAUCUCUAUGGGAGACAGUUUGAACUUAAAACUGACCACAAACCUCUAACUUACAUUUUCAGUGAAACAAAAGCCACCCCAACAAUGGCUUCAGGACGGAUUCAGAGAUGGGCACUUAUCCUAGGUGCUUACUCCUAUACCAUCAGCUACAAGCCUGGGAAGGAGAACGCAAAUGCGAAUGCCUUGAGUCGUCUGCCGCUCCCAAACACCAGGAAGGAAAUACCCGAAGUUCCAGAAGUGGUCCAUCUCAUGGAGUUUCUAGACUCUACACCAGUGACCAGCACACAAAUUGGAGAGUGGACUCGUCGUGAUCCGGUGCUGGCUAAAGUGAAAGAUUGGAUCUUAACGGGUUGGCCAGCUGAAUGCCCCGAACAGGAAGAGACAUGACCUUAUUGGAGAAGAAGGUAUGAACUAAGUGUUGGACAAAACUGUGUGUUGUGGGGUAGUCGAGUAGUUGUACCCCCUAAAUGUCGAAGCCGAGUAAAAACGAUGUUGCAUGAGGCCCACCCAGGCAUUGUACGAAUGAAAUCCUUGGCUAGAGGAUAUGUGUGGUGGCCGAAAAUUGAUGCAGAAUUAGAGGGAGUAUGCAAAUCUUGUGUGAUAUGCCAGACUCAACAGAAAACACCCCCUGUUGUACCCUUGCAUCCAUGGGCAUGGCCAAACAAACUAUGGUCACGAGUCCAUGUGGACUAUGCCGGUCCUUUUAUGGGCAAAAUGUUUUUGAUUAUGUCUGACGCACAUUUGAAAUGGCUGGAAGUACACAUGACUACCACUACGACGAGUGCUGUUACGAUCGAACUCAUGAGGAAGUCAUUUGCCUCACUGGGAUUACCAGAAGUGAUUGUCUCAGACAAUGCUACAACG